CAAUAUCACCACGAAGAUGAUGCAAUCAGAAAACUUAGCCCCUUCAUGGCUGUUCGACGGUUUGAUGGAUUCGAGUAUCGAUCAAUUGGAUUCGUCUGAAAUUUCCUCCGUUUCAGAUUUCAAUAAGAUGUUCUCGGAUGAGAUGUUCCGGCAUCCAGCCUACGAUUUUGGUGAUCAGCUUGAGGUCACAGUGCCAUGGGAGGAAUUUUCAGUCCCCUUGGUGGGGCUUGAUUCUAUGUUGACUGAUGAUGUUGGUGAAGAAAGGCAAGAUGUAUGGAGUCCUUGUCUGUCUAGUGAGGCGUCAAUCAACACGAAAACCGAGCAAUCUUCGCUUGCUAUACCGUACCUAGGAGAAGCCAUGAUGAAAACUGAUAACCAGUUGACCCUAUUUCAUCUACUCACUGCUUACGGAGAAGCUAAAGAGAACAACCAGACCGAGCUCGCUGAGGUGAUCUUACGGUGUGUGAGCGAGAAAGCUAGUCCGGUCGGUGAAACUUUGGAACGGAUCGCAUUCAAUUUAUUGUCUCAAGAUGUUCGAAACCAAAGGGAUUAUCUACUGCAAGAGUCUGCCGGGAACUUUGAGGUUGCCUUCAAGACAUUCUAUCAGAUAUUCCCCUACGGGAGGUUUGCUCAUUUUGCUGCUAACUCAGCAAUCCUCGAAGCCAUGCCGAACAAUUCGAAUCCGCUACAUAUUGUCGAUUUCGACAUCGGAUCGGGGAUCCAAUGGCCUCCGUUGAUCGAGGCCAUGGCAAUGCAACACAAGACAGUGAGGCUUACAUCAAUAAGAUGGGGAGAGGAAGGGUAUGGUCACUCUCCUUGGAGGUUCAACGACACGAAAAUGCAACUUUGCGACCAUGCUAGGUCCUUCGGCCUAAACUUGAAACUCGAAGAGAUGGGAAUCGAAGAUUUGGCAAACGAGCUCGACAGAAUGAAGAAACGAGGCGGUAGCAGAGAAUGGUUGGCCUUCAAUUGCAUGGUGGGACUCCCACACAUGGGCGAAAACAAGAACCAGAAGCUCGUGAACUCGUUCCUCGACGUAGCGAAACAACUACUGGCUAGAAACAGGGGAAUCAUAACACUUGGUGAUGGAGAUGCUUGUGAAAAACUGAAAGAUAGUCCAGGAUUCGGGGCAUUCUUCAAUGGACAAUUGAGUCACCACCGAGCUAUUACGGAGUCGAUGGAAUCCGGCAUCGCGAAACACUUGGUCCAAGCAAGAAUGGCAAUGGAGUGCCUGUUCAUAGGGCCUAAUAUCUGUGCCCAUGCUUGGUUCCAAAAGUGGGAACAGGUGAAUGAAACUCGCCAUUUCGAGACGUCGACGGCGAUGGAAGGUCUGAAGGUGAGCAGAGAGAGAUUAAUGGAAGCUAAAGAAAUGGUGAAUGGAAGAGAAAAUUCAUAUGAGGUGAGACUUGGAGGGAAUUCUGGGAAUGAAUUGGCCUUGGAGUGGAGAGGAAAUGUAUUAGUCAAAGUCUCUUGCUGGAGAAAUUAAAGCUAAUAUUUUUAUACAUAGAUGUAAAAUACGAACAAUAGAAGGAUUAAUUAUGUAAAAAUAGUGAACA
Molecule: messenger RNA, 1556 nt
Organism: Hibiscus syriacus
Lineage: Eukaryota; Viridiplantae; Streptophyta; Magnoliopsida; Malvales; Malvaceae
Product: protein NODULATION SIGNALING PATHWAY 2-like
Exons: 1
Coding region: 17-1486 (489 amino acids)
Biological process (GO): regulation of DNA-templated transcription
Cellular component (GO): nucleus
Molecular function (GO): DNA-binding transcription factor activity; sequence-specific DNA binding
Source: RefSeq, a predicted model, not a curated record